AACGAUAUAACUUCUAUUCUGCAUUUUAUAAAAAGGAGAAAUCGCACGAGUUCUCCAGCACAUAUGUACAUCAGCUGAUUCUCCCACUCUCUCAUUUUUCAACAGACAGUGUACUCGAAUCGACACCGACUAGAAUCUAGUCACUAGAUAAUAGAAUUGGCUACGUCGACGUACUGUUUUUUCCAACAUUGUCAAUAAAGAAAUCAUCGAACAACGACAACAUCGUGAAAACUAAUGGCAAAUCAUGAAAUUGUCAGAUCGAAAAGGUUUAAGAACUGCAUAUCGAGGGUGGUAUGUAGACAUAGGACCAGUUGUAGGAACAUCAGAUAAAAUAUGGACCAUUUCCUUAAAUGAAGAAUCAUCAAAGACACCAAUUGUUUUGUUGCAUGGUUUAGGAGCUGGUGUAGCAUUAUGGUGUUUAAAUCUUGAUGCACUGGCUUCUCAUAGGCCAGUGUAUGCAGUUGAUAUAUUAGGUUUUGGAAGAAGUAGUCGUCCUGUUUUUAGUAAUGAAGCACAAGAAGCUGAAAGUCAAUUGGUUCGUUCUAUUGAGGAAUGGAGAAGGGAAAUGCAAUUGGAAAAAUUUGUGCUGUUAGGCCAUUCAAUGGGUGGUUUUCUUGCAGCAUCAUAUAGUAUGCAAUAUCCCGAAAGAAUUAAGCAUCUGAUUCUUGCUGAUCCUUGGGGAUUCCCUGAAAGACCUGUAGAACGAAUUUCCAGAGCUCCUAUGUGGGUAAAAGUUAUAGCAUAUAUAAUGGAACCGUUAAAUCCAUUAUGGCCAGUUAGAGUAGCUGGUCCAUUUGGACAGUGGCUAAUUGAAAAAACGAGGCCAGAUAUAGUAAAAAAAUUUUCACCUGUAUUAAAAGAUGAUACUGCUGUGAUUUCACAGUAUUUGCAUCAGUGUAAUGCUCAAACACCAUCUGGUGAGAGUGCGUUUCAUGCAAUGAUGCAACAUUUUGGUUGGGCCAAAAAUCCUAUUGUCAGAAGAAUGGAUAAAUUAAGUCCAGAAAUUCCUAUAACUCUUUUGUAUGGUAGUCGAUCUUGGGUCGACAAUUCUUCUUGGGAAACACUUAAACAUGCUAGAUCAUCGUCAUACAUUAAUGUUCAGGCAAUCACAGGAGCAGGACAUCAUGUUUAUGCUGAUAAAAGUGAAAUUUUUAAUAAAUAUGUAUUAGAAGCAUGUAAUCUAAGUGAUUCGAUACCCCAUUUAACAGUAUCAGAUAUUCGUUCAAACAUUAAGACCAUAAAUGAGCAACAAAUUUCACUUAUCUUAGCAAACGAGCAAGUUGAUUCUAAGGCCGUGCAAGAACAGGAAUUAAAUACGCCGCAAACACGAUCUAGUUAAAAUUGUAUUGUUACAUCGUAUUUCUUUGACUUUAAAAUACAGUUGGGCAAACUGUAUGACUUAUGUGAUUUAGAUUAGAUAUAUAUGUACAGCGACAUACCAAACAACAAUCGCGUGUUAAUAUUAUUGUACCAUUUAAUUUAUGUUUAUAAUUUUUAAAGUUGUUUUAAACAUAACAGUACUCAAUUAUUAAUUUAGCUUCAUUAGCCCAUGUUUUCGAACAUUGAAUGUUGAAGUGUCAAAUUUUUUCAUAAAUUCCAAUUUUUUCGGAUGACUAUAGAUAUACUUUAUGAACAUUGGAUGACUAUAGAUAUACUUUAUGAACAUUGGAAGAAAAAAUAAUAGUACAACGUUCGGAAUUUUUUUUAAAUGCUCGUAAUUAAAUAAUCACAAAUUAAAUAUAUAUUAUCAAAAUUAAAUUAAAUCAAUGGGAUCAAUCAUUUGGAUGAUUAUUGCAAUAAAUUGUCAUAAAUUUAGGGGGAAGUUGAAUUGUACAAAUGUAAUAUAAAAUAAAAUUAACCAUGUUGAAAUAAUACUAAUUUUUUAACUUUCAUGUAAAAUAAAUACGCUAAAUUUAUACUCUUAAUUUUCUAUUACUAUUUUUUGUUAAAUUCUUCAUCAAUAUCAUCAUUACAAUUAUAAAAAUCAUCAUAAUCAUCUUCGGUAAACUCAUGAUUUUUUUCAAAAUCAUUAUCAUCAUUAUUAUCAACAGCAUCAUCUACGUCAAAACGUUUUUUCAUUUUUUUUCUUUGUUCUUUUCGUCUUUGAUUUAGAAAUUGCUUGAAUUCGUCUUGCCAUUCCUUAUUAGUUAAAAAAUUGAACUUAUCUUUUACAUCUAAUGUAGAAAAUGUAUUCAAGGUUGGUAUACUUAAUGUUUGUUCCUCUGUUUUUUUAAAUUUAUUUAACGAAGAUUUUAUCUGCGUAAGAGGAAAAUUCUUAAAUAUUACAUUGUCAAUUCUAAUAGUUAUACAUGUAUAAUAUAUAUAUAUAUAUAUAUAUAAUACAUAUAUAUAUAUAUGUAUAUAUAUAUACCUUUGACAUAAUUUGGAAAUGAUCUAAUCCAAAUACAUCAUGUUUCAUUACUGGUACAAUAACUUUAAAGUUAUCAUCUUCAUCAUUCUGUACAUCUUCAUUAUUGUCACAGAUUUUAGAGGCACUAACAAUAUGGUGUAUGGCAUUUGGAUAUGGAGUAGACACAUGA
Heterotrigona itama is the source of this 2540-nucleotide messenger RNA. The record is from the annotation of a GenBank genome assembly. NCBI's taxonomy places the organism in Eukaryota, Metazoa, Arthropoda, Insecta, Hymenoptera, Apidae.